This is a messenger RNA of Astyanax mexicanus (Mexican tetra), 1945 nucleotides long. It is a transcript of the gene arl11, whose product is annotated as ADP-ribosylation factor-like 11. The record is from RefSeq and is a predicted model, not a curated record. The coding region runs from base 195 to 725 and encodes 176 amino acids. Gene Ontology annotation, molecular function: GTPase activity; GTP binding. Gene Ontology annotation, cellular component: cytoplasm. NCBI's taxonomy places the organism in Eukaryota, Metazoa, Chordata, Actinopteri, Characiformes, Acestrorhamphidae. The transcript has a single exon. Gene Ontology annotation, biological process: vesicle-mediated transport; intracellular protein transport.
UCCUGUGGUUACAGCAACUACAGCUUUAGGUCUCACUUCUGCUUUAGUUGAUGCUUUUUCCCAGCACGAAAGCUUUCACAGCAACAGCAAAAGAAAGGUGCUCCAUCUUGCUUGGUGCCCAAUCUCCUAACCAGGAACAACCUCUGCCUCAAAGAACCCUCUUCAUUUGCACCAAGAAAACCUAGCAGACUAAAAUGGGACACAUGCUAUCAAAGAAGUUCAUAAAGACUCAGAAUGUGCUUCUACUGGGACUGGACUCUUCUGGUAAGACCACUUUUCUCUACAGGCUCUACCAAGGGGUCGUAAUGGACACUUUGCCCACAGUUGGCUUUAAUGUGGUGACUAUUGAGAUGGACAAGAAGACUACGCUCACUGUUUGGGAUAUAGGUGGGCAGGACAAAAUGCAACCCAACUGGAAGUACCACCUGGAGGGCUGUGAAGCUCUGGUGUUUGUGGUGGACGCCACUGACCGUGCUAGGAUGGACGAUGCCGGAAAGGCUCUCAAGAAGGUCUUGAAAGAUCCACACAUGACAGACGUCCCUUUGUUGGUUCUGGCAAACAAAUCAGACCGGCCUGACGCCAUGACGGUCAAUGAAGUGUCCAAAGAACUGGAUAUGGAGAGCUACAAAGACAGGAUUUGGGAGAUCCAAGCUUGUAGUGCUCUGAAAGGACUGGGAGUCCAGCAGGCUUUUCGCUCUGUGACCAAACUUCUUCAGAAAAACUAGGAGAGAGGGAUGAGGUCGGACUCUAGCCGUGAACGGUCUGAAACUGUUGUAUUGACACUUGUUUUGUUUAUCAAUGUAACAUUAUUACCAAUGCUGUUCUUUUAACCUGGAGGGCUGUGAAGCUCUGGUGUGUGUGGUGGACGCCACUGAUCGUGCUACGAUGGACAAGGCCGGCAAGGCUCUGAAGAAGGUCUUGAAAAAUCAACAAAGGCCAACAGUCCCUUUGUUGGUUCUGGAUAACAAAUCGGACCUGUCUGAUGCCAUGGCGGUCAAAAAAGUGUCCAGGGAGCUGUAUUGGAGAGCUACAAAGACAGGACUUGGAAGAUCCAAGCAUGUAGUGCUCUGAACAGACUGGGAGUCCAGCAGGCUUUUCGCUCUGUGACCAAACUUCUUCAAAAGAAGUAAGAGAGAGGAACGAAAUCAGACUCUAGUCAAGAACAGUUUUAAACUGUUGUAUUGUCAAUUAUAUUGUUUAUUAAUGUAAUAUUAUUAUCACUGUUGUUCUUUAGUAUUAAUAUAGCACUUACUGUAUCUAUAUUUAUAGUGUGGCUCUAGAGGUGGACAAUAUAUUAAUGUUUUAUUGGAUAUCAUCAGUACUUAAAGAAAACUGACCCUGUACCAACUGUACAUUUCAUUACAGAGAGUGUAAAAAUUCUGUUUAAUUGGAUGAUGUGCAGAAAAACAAUAAAAACACUGUUUUAUGUAUGAAAGAGAAUUGGAAUAGCAGAACCUGAAACUGUGAUAUAAUACAAUGUUUUUACCAUAUCACCCAGCUCUAUCAGUGCAUGAUUACUUAUGCCAACCUGUGGGGGCUUUUAUACUGCUACUAUCAAUAUCGAAAUUGUAUAGUAUUGAGAUUAAGAAAUAUAUCACAAUAGAUUUUUGCCAAAUCAUCCAGCCAUAUGUUGAUCCUUCUGACCUUGACUAAAUAUAUAGAAAUUAACUUAAGUAAUACUUUUUUCUACAGUAUGGUGUAGUGACUGAUUAACAUGUGACCUUCAAAACUUUGAUUUGCUUAUUUAUUUAAUGACACUAGAACAAUGCACUGAAAGUUAGAACUAAAACAUUGCACUAAAAGCCAAAUAACACUGAUAGAUGAAUGUGUGAUUUAAAUUAAAUAUAAAGUGAAUUGUCCUAUAACUGUAUAAAACUGUUGUACAGGUGAAAUAUAUCAUGUGUUAACAAGAGAAAAGAGAUUAAAUAACUGUCUAACUGUGAAA